Canis lupus familiaris (dog) is the source of this 1442-nucleotide messenger RNA. RefSeq names its product heterogeneous nuclear ribonucleoprotein A3-like. The transcript is spliced from 6 exons. The record is from RefSeq and is a predicted model, not a curated record. Bases 1 to 1059 code for a protein of 352 amino acids. Lineage: Eukaryota; Metazoa; Chordata; Mammalia; Carnivora; Canidae.
AUGAUAGAAGAGCAAAGCAAGUAUCAUGUGCUUCAGAGUGGCAUGCAAGGAGCAAAGAACUUCAUCUCACCACAGAGAGUUUCUUCUGAUUCAACAGGAGUGACAGCAUGUCCUGAUAUGCCCAGGAGGUACCUGGAAGAAGCUUCGAGAAGAAAAGCAGAAGAUCCUCAAAGGAAGAUCAAGGUUCUUGAAAUGGGAGAAAAUGGUUUUCAGAGAGAUGAAGAUAACUUGUACGAGAUCACAGCUAUUUCCUUGGAAGAAAUCUACACGUCUGAACUUUACAUGGCCACAAAGGCCUCCAUUUCAAAACACAAGUCUAUUAAAAAAGUGGCUGUGGCACUCUGUGGCGGCAUGCUACAGGCACAAGUUCAUGUUUUCUCAACUGCUCGGGUUCCUUUGGAUCAUGGCCCUCCCCCCCCACCCCUGGCGGCAGCGACGGCCGGAAUCGGGCUGGGGGCGACCGGGCGGCGGUUUUACCUCUAUUUUGAGACCGGACUCGCCUCUUCCAACUCGAGUUCAAUAUGGGCCCUUUCUAAACAAGAGAUGCAGUCUGCUGGAUUGCAAAGAGGUCGUGGAGGUGGAUCUGGCAACUUCACGGGUCGUGGAGGAAACUUUGGAGGUGGUGGUAAUUUUGGCCGUGGUGGAAACUUUGGGGGAAGAGGAGGCUAUGGUGGUGGAGGUGGUGGCAGCAGAGGUAGUUAUGGAGGAGGUGAUGGUGGAUAUAAUGGAUUUGGAGGUGAUGGUGGCAACUAUGGUGGUGGUCCUGGUUAUAGUAGUAGAGGAGCCUAUGGUGGUGGUGGACCAGGAUAUGGAAACCAAGGAGGCGGAUAUGGUGGUGGUGGUGGAGGAUACGAUGGUUACAAUGAAGGAGGAAAUUUUGGAGGUAACUAUGGUGGUGGUGGGAACUAUAAUGAUUUUGGAAAUUAUAGUGGACAACAGCAAUCAAAUUAUGGACCCAUGAAAGGGGGCAGUUUUGGUGGAAGAAGCUCGGGCAGUCCCUAUGGUGGUGGUUAUGGAUCUGGUAGUGGAAGUGGUGGAUAUGGUAGCAGAAGGUUCUAAAAAAAUUUCAGAAGAAAAGGGCUACAGUUCUUAGCAGGAGAGAGAGCGAGGAGUUGUCAGGAAAGCUGCAGGUUACUUUGAGACAGUCGUCCCAAAUGCAUUAGAGGAACUGUAAAAAUCUGCCACAGGAGGAACGAUGAUCCAUAGUCAGAAAAGUUACUGCAACUUAAACAGGAAACCCUUCUUGUUCAGGACGGUCAUAGCCACAGUUUGCAAAAAGUGCAGCUAUUGAUUAAUGCAAUGUAGUGUCAAUUAGAUGUACAUUCCUGAGGUCUUUUAUCUGUUGUAGCUUUGUCUUUUUCUUUUUCUUUUCAUUACAUCAGGUAUAUUGCCCUGUAAAUUGUGGUAGUGGUACCAGGAAUAAAAAAUUAAGGAAUUUUUAA